This is a messenger RNA of Opisthocomus hoazin, 1170 nucleotides long. The record is from RefSeq and is a predicted model, not a curated record. NCBI's taxonomy places the organism in Eukaryota, Metazoa, Chordata, Aves, Opisthocomiformes, Opisthocomidae.
AUGCACAGCCAGGAAUGUGCCAUACUGGUGAGAGUGGAGCCAGAGUUCAAAUAUGUCGGGAACAUGCAUGGGAACGAGGUGCUGGGCCGUGAGCUGCUGCUGCAGCUCUCCGAAUUCCUGUGCGAGGAGUACCGCCGGGGCAACGAGCGGAUCACCCGCCUCAUCCACAACACGCGCAUCCACAUCAUGCCCUCCAUGAACCCCGACGGGUACGAAGUGGCUGCCAAACAGGGAACCACCAGGCAGCGAUCGCCUCCUCCAGCCGGCAACGGGUACUUGACGGGGAGGAACAACGCCAACGGAGUGGACCUGAACCGCAACUUCCCUGACCUCAACACAUUCAUGUACUACAGCGGGGAAAUCAGCGGGCCAAAUCACCACAUCCCGCUGCCUGAGAACUGGAAAAGCCAGGUGGAGCCGGAGACACUGGCUGUGAUCCAGUGGAUCAGCAGCUACAACUUUGUGCUCUCGGCCAAUCUGCACGGUGGAGCGGUGGUGGCAAAUUACCCCUAUGACAAGUCUCAGGACCAGCGGUUCACGAGCCAGAAGCAGGGUCACCUACAGCAGCUGGCCAAGACCUACUCGUACGCCCACGGCUGGAUGCACCCAGGCUGGAACUGUGGGGACUACUUUGCUGAUGGCAUCACGAAUGGGGCAUCCUGGUACUCACUCAGCAAAGGCAUGCAGGACUUUAAUUACCUCUACACCAACUGCUUUGAAAUCACCCUGGAGCUGAGCUGCAAUAAGUUCCCCCCCGAGGAGGACCUGGAGCGGCAGUGGAUGGCCAACCGGGAGGCUCUUGUUGCUUUCAUUGAAGAGGUUCACCAGGGCAUCAAAGGGAUGGUGUCAGACGAGAACAACAACGGCAUUGCAGGAGCGGUGAUUUCUGUCCAGGGAAUCAGCCAUGACAUCACUUCUGGUGAUAUGGGGGAUUAUUUCCGGCUGCUGCUGCCUGGCACUUACACAGUCACAGCCUCCGCAGAGGGGUACCAGCCCCAGACAGUGACAACAACAGUGGGCCCAGCUGAACCUUCAUUGGUGCAUUUCCAGCUCAAACAAGAUGUGGUGAGGAAGCCCCCAGACCGUAAGGCCUCAGGCACACACACGAACAACAAAGCCCAUCAGAAAAAGGUAGUGCCAAGAGCCACCCGCCACGGGACCCAAAGCUGA